Molecule: messenger RNA, 316 nt
Organism: Staurois parvus
Lineage: Eukaryota; Metazoa; Chordata; Amphibia; Anura; Ranidae
Source: the annotation of a GenBank genome assembly
AUGUAUGUGAAAUGGUUUGAUACAGUAAUGUUUUACUAUGUUAUUUUAGUGUAUUUAGUGAAUGUCACAAUAUGUCAUUUUCAAAUUUCCCGCCGUUCCAUCCCCCGUACGUCCCGACGCUUGCAGGGGAUGGAACCCAGACGGCAGAUGCUGGCAUCCGCCGGGUUACAUUGCCGGGGACACUGCAGGAGGGACAUCGUGGGAGUGCAGGACAAGGUAAGUGAUUGAGGGAUCACGGAGCAAUGCCGCAUGGUAAGCCGAGUGUAGCUCGAGGUUACCGCUUUUGCUACACUCGGGAAUACCGCCAGGGAGGUUA